Molecule: messenger RNA, 1006 nt
Organism: Mus caroli (Ryukyu mouse)
Lineage: Eukaryota; Metazoa; Chordata; Mammalia; Rodentia; Muridae
Source: RefSeq, a predicted model, not a curated record
UUCCCCGGGCAGCUGGUGCAGAAAGAAGCAAAUUGGAAGAGGGGCCAAGGCUGAGGGCUGGAGGAUUGGAAGGUUGUUAUGCUGGAGUCAGAUUGAAAACUCUGUGUAGAGAAGUAUUCCCCAAAGAGCAGUGUUUCCCAGAUGACUCUAAAGUGAUGGCAGGUCCAGGAUCAUGAGUGAGGAUGUCAGGGGGACAGGCUGGUGAGUCAGGGUGUUGUUCUAUUGCCUUCUCAUCUAGUUCUGCGUCCCUCCUGGCAUCCCAUCUCCUGCUCACGCCUUCCUCUGUGCUUCUCCAGGCCUCCCCUGGCCCGUGGAAUCCAGCCCCGGCUUCCAUCAGCCCUUCCUUGCAACUUCCCACCCCUGCUAUUGUCUUCAUCGCAGUGGGCAUCUAUUUGUUGCUGUUGGGCCUAGUGCUGCUGACUAGGCACUGUCUGCUGGCCCAGGGCUGCUGCACAGACUGCAGCUCCCCUUGCAGGAAACAAGGUGCCUCCCAGACCCAAGACUGUUGCUGGAGCUGUGCAGAAGCCUGUGACUUCCCUCUGCCCAGUCCCACCCACUGCCUGGAUGCCUGCUGUCCUCAUCUCAGUGAAGCUGGUUGGGCCCCUCGAUGCCCUCGCUGCUGCCCACUGUGUGACUGUGCCUGUGCCUGCCAGCUCCCAGACUGCCAGAGCCUCAACUGCCUCUGUUUCGAGAUCAAGCUCAGAUGAAAGAUGGGGCUGGGGACGUUGUUAUUUGGGGAGUGGCCAGUCCCCAGGGCCCCCUCUAUGAUCCUCAGGACAUCAUUACUGGAGCUAUGGCUCUGGAGCUAUGGAUGGCAGGCCCAGCCUAAUUACCUGGGAACCUUGAGUUCUCUGAAAGGCAGGAUUCUGAGAGCCCUUGGACUGCUGAAAAGGGCCUGGUGUUCUGGCCAGUGCCCCUGCCUUUCUUCUUGUCCCUUCCCUGAUAAACUAUUGUAUGUGAGGGUGAGGAUGCAGGACAUUGCUCACCCAGGCAACAGUGUGGGAGG